AUGCCACGGGUAGGCGCGUUGAGGCUUGCCGCCUCCUCGGCGCCAACGCGGCCUGUGCCGCAGCGUGCGAUUGCUGCCAGACAAGAGGAGGAGCAGAGCCGCUUGGCGAUAGGGCCAGGCAAUCGCAUUCGCCCCGUGGGCGUUGCGGACUCGAGCAACACCCGGGUCGAGGUUGCUGCGCCUCGUGGCGCAGUGAUGCAGCAUCGCACGCUCGUUGCGGGGGAUGGAGCAUCGGCGGCAGCCGGAAUCCUGGCCCUGUUCACGCGCGCGCGAGACGUGCAGACAGGGGUUGCCAACUUUGCCAGGUGA
This is a messenger RNA of Emiliania huxleyi CCMP1516, 309 nucleotides long. RefSeq lists its product as hypothetical. Bases 1 to 309 code for a protein of 102 amino acids. Lineage: Eukaryota; Haptophyta; Isochrysidales; Noelaerhabdaceae. The record is from RefSeq and is a predicted model, not a curated record. The transcript has 2 exons.